Pocillopora damicornis (cauliflower coral) is the source of this 5532-nucleotide messenger RNA. RefSeq names its product pleckstrin homology domain-containing family G member 5. The record is from RefSeq and is a predicted model, not a curated record. Gene Ontology annotation, cellular component: plasma membrane; axon; endocytic vesicle. Gene Ontology annotation, biological process: Rho protein signal transduction; endothelial cell migration. NCBI's taxonomy places the organism in Eukaryota, Metazoa, Cnidaria, Anthozoa, Scleractinia, Pocilloporidae. Gene Ontology annotation, molecular function: guanyl-nucleotide exchange factor activity.
GAAUUUGCAUGUUGGAAUCUUGUGACAAGUUGUGGUCGCAUCUCGGUCAUUUUCACCGAGUAACUCAACACUUUUGUCUCGGAACGUGCAAGAGACACCCAUACUUGCUUAAGAGUUCAUUACUGAAUCGAUCCAAGCACGUGCAAGGGGUUCGAAUUACCGUUUCUAAUCUACGAUGAUCGAGGAGCCGUCAUAGACACUGAGAGCGGUCGAAAGGAUUUGUUGUUUUGAGGGGGAAAAAUAAGUUCCUGUGGAGUUUUUAUGCCGACGUUAUUCCUUCCUGAAGACAGUCCGGCUUAAUUUACUAUUGCCGCCUAAGGAAUGAGAGCGGAUGUAGCGUUUGGGCUUACUUCUUGACGAUAUGCCCGAAAUCGGUCGGGAUGAUUACGGCCAGUUUGAUAAAGGAGAAAGAAGGCUUUGUCAGGGCAGAUUGUGCUCGAGCAACGUCCAAACGGAGAAGGAUUUUGCCGUUAAGGUUUGUCAUCAUGAAGACUGCCAGGAAACAAACUACGGAAAUCCUUUAUUGUUGUGUUUGAGAUGUGAUGAAGUCCACCAUCUUGGAGCUGGUUCUAACCAUGCACGGUUCGAUGUCCCGGAGAGGCCAAGUACAAAUAUUAUUAGGACGCCAUCAAGCCAUUCGGCAGGUUCAGAUUCAGGAAAUGAGGAGGAUGUUGAAUCUGAACAAAAAGUGGAAAAGAAGAACAGAGGAUAUUCCUCUGGGAAACGGAUGUUUAAAAUUAAUGCGGCGGCGAAGAAAAAACCAAGACGCCACAACACCGAAGAUCCAGGGAGAGAAUUUUUUAGCAUUAAAUUUUUUGACAACAAAAGUGGAGAAUCCCAUGUAGAAGUAGUGCCUGCUUUGAAAGGAAAGUCUCUGAGGGAAUCUAUCGAACCUCUUUUUGAAGCACAGGAAUUUUCCUUUUCAACUCAUUCUGUCUUUCUGGACUCAUCUAAUACUCCUUUACCACUCGCAUUUGAUACCUUUCCACUGGGUGGAAAUACUCUUCAUGUUAGAGCCAAUGAAGAUUUUAAAGGGGAUGAAAGAGUAAUCAAUAUCAUGAGAGACUCGUAUGCAGAGGAGAAGAACAAUUCAGACGAAACACCCACACGCCCGAAGAGCUCAUCCUUUCUGACGCGGUCUGGUUCUUUUACAACAAAGGGGAAAGAGAAAGGCAACAUUAGAAGGUUUGAUGAUGACAGAGAGAGGGAGAACUCAAGAGAUGACAAGCUCCUACAGCAAUUCAAUAAGAAUACCCAAAAGGGCAAAAAGAACAUGGAAUCUUUGUUUGGUAAAGAGUUUGGAGGGACCAUGCCUCCUACACUGUCAAGUCCUGUUCUUCCUGGUGGAGUUCAUAUUAGUGGGGGUGGCACUGUGCCACGGCCAAAGUCAGCCAGUCGCUUGACUGGAUUGUUUAACCCACCUAAACCCAGCAUUAAGGGAACUCUGAAAGACUCGUUAGAUCGAUAUUCCCUGUACGGUCUGGAGGAUAGUGCUGAUUAUGACUCUGGGCUAAAGAAUGAAAUCGAAGAACAGAUUAAACUUGAAUCAUCUUGGACUGAAGUUGUAGAUGAAAGGCGCAUUGGGACAAUGACAAAGAAAGAGAAAGACCAGCAAGAAGCUAUGUGGGAACUUUUGUCCACAGAGGCAGUGUAUAUAUCAAAACUCUACAUAAUCAAAAAGUUGUUUCUCCAGUGCUUAAGAAAUUUGCAGAGUGAAGGAUUUCUUGUAGAGAUUGAGGCAUCUAAGUUGUUUAAUAAUGUUGAACAAAUAUAUGAAGUCAAUUUAGCAUUUUGGACAGAACAUCUUAGCAAGGUUGUUGAAUAUGCAAGGAAAACAAAAGAUCUGCUAAAUCCUUUGGAUAUGGAAGCUGGGUUCAACAUGUUCGAGGCUCAGUUUGAUCCAUACAUAAAGUACUGCAUGGAGGAGUCUAAAUGUUUGAAAUACUACAAGGAAAAGCUGGUUGAGAAUGAAGAUUUCAAGACGUACAUCACUUGGUGUGAAGAUCACAGGUUUUGCACUGACCGGCUGAAGUUAACUGACUUGUUGGUUUGGCCCAUGCAAAGAGUUACAAAAUACCAUCUUCUAUUGAAAGCCAUUGGUAACAAAACCAUGGAGGAAGACACUAAAGAUGUUCUCAACAGAAUGAGAGUUAAAGUGGAAACAUUUGUGAGUAAAGUAAAUGCUGCCAUGAAGGAGAGGCACGAGUUGGAAAAACUCAAAGCAACUGCAGUGAAGAUUCACAACAACUACAGUGUUGUAGAAGCUGUCAAUGAGGAGAUGGAAAAGAUUCUCCAAGAUUACAGCUCAUACGACCUCACCAGACCUAUGCCUGGUUUAACUGAUGAUCAACAUCGUAGUGUCAUUCAUGAGGGAAAUCUGAGGCUUCUUGAAAAACAGGGAAAAAUGGAUGUCUAUGUUUUUCUCUUUACUGAUUUACUUCUCAUAACCAAAGCAAAGAAAGCUGAUAAAUUCAAAGUGAUCAAACCGCCUCUCCAAGUGGAUAAGCUAGUCACUGCCAAGGAUCAAGGAGGGACCUUCUUACUUAUUUAUGUGAAUGAGUACAACAUAGCUGUACAAGCAUUUGCUCUCCAAGGGACGGCAAGUGAUCAGGCACAGUGGAUGGAUGCAAUAAAAAAGGCUCAGAAAUUGUUCAUGGUUGCCAAAUUGGGGCAGGGAUCUAGUAAUGUACACCAUAUGCAAAAUCCCAACGACAAUGACCUUGUAAGUCCCUCAGGCCUUGUUACACCCUCUGGACUUUCACCGGCACUUCCUCGACCUCAACGCCGCAGAUCAUCUGGGUCAUCAAUUAUAUCAGUGGAGUCUGAUUCAGAAGACGAGCUAGGAAUGAACUUUUCAACCUUAAAUUCUCGUGCACGUUCUGACUCGGCAUUGACCACAGGAAGCAGCACCCAUUCCUCAGAAGUUAGAGGUAAAGAAGUAGCAACUAAAUCAACUAAAUAUACAGAUGGUGCUGCAUUACAACGACAGGAAGAAAUACUUUCAGUAGAAGAUGAACAGUUGCUAGAGGGAGCAAUGGCUAAGUCACGGUCUGAAUCUCUUGGAAAGAUAUCACGGUCCUCCUCCGCACCUCCGAAGGAACGACCACGUGUUGUGGAUUCUAGUUCCCUGUCGAGAUCUUCAUCAGCCCCACAAGGGCCCACGUCUGUGCGUGUGGCAAGUCUAAGGGAAGCCAUCAUAAUGAAGAGGAGAACUACAGAGGAGCAGGAUGGAUCUGUCACUUCUUCAUCUGCAUCAUUAAAUGACUCAGCAGGUGAUUCAGAGGUUCAGUCACCGUUGGCAAAUGCAGCUGUUGAUUUUUCAUUAGUUCCUCCACCAAAUUAUCAACAAACUAACGAAGUCAGAUCUGAGCCUCAGUCUCCAAAUCAGGAAGACUCUGGUGGAGAAUCACCCCGCACUCCUGCUGAGGAGAAUAAUAUUCAGCCUCCUUCAUCUCCUGAAAAAGGAGUCUCAUCUUCUAUGUCUGAUAAUGACUAUGAAAGCAGCGAAUAUGCAGGAGAACAAGAGGAGGAUUCUGUUGAGGAACCCCUCGAGUCUGAAGGUGAUUUAUCACCAAGUAAAGACUGUAGAAUGGAUCUUUCAGUUCCACAGGUGGGUCAAAUGCAAGAAUUUCAAGCCCUGCAAAAUUUAUCAGACUCUAUGGAGGCAACUUUUAAAAGUAAUGGACCCUCCAAACAACCGCCACUGAUAAAAUCUCAACUUAUUGCUCAAGAUAAGAUCCAAUCUGCAAUAACAACGACAGAACAACCACGCAAGCGUAUAUCACUACCAAGAAGAUCAUCACCAGUGAUUUCAAGAAAGACAAGACCUGAGAACAUAAUAAGACAUCGUGAUAGAGACAGUCAUGAUGUAAAUGGAAUCAUACAAAAAAUUCGAGAUGCAUCUUCUGCAUCAGCCACAGAAGCUACAAUUUCAAAUCAAGAGCGUGGGCACAAAGUGGGGAAACUUACAAAAAGGUCUUCUGAGUCUACCAGACUUCCUGUGAAGCCUGAUAAGGCACACUAUCCCACAAGUGUAGACCUGGAAGAAUCCCAGGCAAAGGCUGAAAAAAAGAAGGAACACUGUAAUUCAUUGUCGCGCACCAGAAAAAAGAGCAUGUCUCUUUCAGACCUUCUGAAUAUAGGAAAAGACCUGACAAGUAAUCGAGAUAAAAAUAAAGAUAAAGAGGUGGACAAAGAUAAAUCACACCCAAAAAAUUUGGAACCAACAAGUCCCUUGACUGAUGAAGAUGCCAUUUCUCCUACUUCUGUUGAUGAACUUCGCUAUAAAAGAGAAGAGAAAAGAUCUCGCUUUAGUCGACUCCGCAGGAAGUCUAGUCGAGGUGUGGGAGAACUGAAGGAUGGUAUUGCGUCUGGUCCUGAUAUUGAUCCUAAAAGAGCCUCAAGGCAUUUCUUUAAGGAGUCUCUCAUGUUGGAAUCUUCGGAGUAUGUAUAAAGAUGCGCCGAGGGAAAAUGCAAAUAAUUAAUUUAAAUCGAAAAAAUGCAAUGCCAAGGACAAUAUUCCAAGAGGCCGAACAUCAAUAUUUCUACGCGAAAAGUUAUUUUUGUCGUGCUCUUUUAUGACUUUUGCCAAGAAAAUCCGUUCUUAAGCGAGAAACAACCAUGGGUGCUCAAAGGUCGUUGCUGUACGUGAUCUGAGCUGAAUCACAAGUUCCUCGGUGCCUCAGAUGGAAAAGAAUCCUUUGGAUGUGCAUAUUUUGAGUUAAUGUCUAUUGACCUUGGUUUGAGACUAAUUGGACUAGGUUGGUUUGCUGCAAAGGGCGUGACUGUGAAAGGGAAGUGAUGCCGAGUGAGUAGUAAGGCUUUGGUUGGUGGAUUGAUUCUCAAGCUGGAAUUGUUUUUCCAUGUUUGGUGAAUGUAGUAUGGUGUUCCAGUCAUCACCGACUGAGUUGCGGGUUUUAAAGUUCCCGGGUGGAUUUUAUCCCUGUCUGGUGAUGAAAGGGACACAGAAAAGGUGUACGGUUAGUCUUUUGCUAGGAUGAGUCGUGGGUUCCAAACCCAGUUGGAGCUGUGCUCCCUGCCUAGAGAAAGGUUGAACCGUGGAGGGUCAACGGAUGGGUUUUGAGGGUGCGUGCUUGUUUGAAGGUGAAGGAGUUACCGUUGUUUAAACCACAAGUUGUGAAGUCUCAAGAAGUUGCACCUUCCAACUUGCAUUACUUGAAUGUAAGAUUUCAGUUGUUAAGCUUGCCUUUUGAGCGCCCAGGUUGAUCUCUGAUUUUAGAGUUUCUCUAAAAGCUUUUUUUAUCGAGAUUCUCUCUCUCGUUUUAUCUUUAAAGAAAUCUAAGUAGACAUACUUUUUUCAAUAUCAACUUAGCUGUGUGGACACCUUACGCGUUUUAUUGAAUGUAAACAGUGUACAUAGUGGUUGUAAAUUUUUAGCUUUGUAGACUACAUGGUUGAAUUUUCACCGAAUGUCAGUUUGUGGAAGGGAAGGAAUUUUUUUUCAUUGUAUUUAUUGACCAAUUUUCUUUUUUUUUUUUAUAAAUACAAAUGCGAACAGAGUGCACACCGUUA